This is a messenger RNA of Triticum dicoccoides, 2036 nucleotides long. RefSeq lists its product as uncharacterized. The record is from RefSeq and is a predicted model, not a curated record. NCBI's taxonomy places the organism in Eukaryota, Viridiplantae, Streptophyta, Magnoliopsida, Poales, Poaceae. The transcript is spliced from 2 exons. Bases 924 to 1373 code for a protein of 149 amino acids.
CAAUUUCAUUGAUUAAGAGAGAGUAAGAAUUGCCAGGUUAAUUUGCGGAAAACCAGGCUAAAACCGAUACAACUCAACCCAGAAAAUGGAUACCACCGGCCAACCUGGCCACAUGCCAACAGAUGGCCACCCGCGCCAACGAACGACAACUUCGACUUUGACGACAAUCUUUGGGAGGGAAAUAUGCAGGGCUUGCCCCGACCGAGUCCUCCGCGAACGACCGCUGAGGUCAUCGUCACCACUUGGACACAAUCCACCGCAGCUUCGACUCCACAACAACCAAGCAACCACGGAAGAGCACAUUGGACACGCCGGAUAGACCGACUACCAAAGCCCGUGCCGCGACCCCAACUCAUCUUGGCGCCAUCAUCAUUGCCCAACAGACAUUGUCGCCCCUGGCCUCGACGAACCAGCCACCAAUAACCAUCGGUCUCCUAGUUGCAGUCCGCUUCAAGAGGAUGCCCCCGAGGAGAAAGGCGCUAGCACGCCUCCAUCCAGAUGAUCAGAGGUUUCCCUCCGGAGCCAAGGCCGCGGGGAGAGGGGUGACCACACCUCCACAACGACAGUUUCAGGAAAGAUUGCGACACCCACGGGUGCCGCCGUCGUCGAUUCCGGAGAAGAGGAUUUCUCCCAGAGAUGCCUUGACCACCUGCAUCCCACACGACAGACCACCAGCUGCAGCCCACCAACCACCGCAGAACAUGUCGAGGCCGACUUCAAUCUAGGCACGGGACCCCUCGAUCCGCCGUGCCCAGAUGCGCUCCGCCCCCGGGCCGAAGCCGCCACCACCAAACCCGGGGCCGCCGCCCCAGCAACCAGUCCACCACCGCCGACGACAUCACCACCAGAGGAGCUAGACCAGGCCCAUCGGCCCGGAGCUCACAACACUAGAUCCAGAGGCAAGGGAGGGCCUGACCAGAUCGAUGAGCUUGCAGAGGGCCUCGCUGCAAAAGGGCCGGCAGGCAGAGAGCCGCCGGGAAGCUGCAGCCUCGCGCAUCGCCAAGAACCUCCGCCGCCAGAUGGGCCAGGGCCACAUCGAAGGAUGGGGAGGGAGGACGCCACAGUCGCUGGGCAACGAUCCCUCCGCAAGGCACCGCGACACCAACGCCGCCGCAGCAGCCGCGCGCCACGCCGCCUGGUCGGGCUCCGCCAGGGGAAGCCGCCGUCGAGGGGAGCGCCAGAUCCGCCUCCAACUCCUUCCGCCGCCAGACGAAAGAAGAGGAAGAGGAAGACCCCGCCGCCGCCGUCCGCCGCCCGGGCUUAGCCCGGCGGCCUCCUCCGGCGAUGGCGAGGGGAAAGGGGGGCGAGCGGGGGCGGCCCGGCGGCGCGGACGAGGGGCUCAUAGCCAUGACCAUGCAUGCAGCUGCAGCUAAUUGAGCUACCUAAUGGCGUGUAGCCAGAAACCAUUGGUGUAUGUACUGCUAUCACUGAACACUCAGAUGGUAACUAAAAAACACUCAGAUGGCCGCAAAAGACGGAGAAACAUGGGAAAGACUAGAGCCAGCUACUACGCCACAGGUUCAUCCGUGGCCUGCACCGCCUCGUGAUAUGGCUGCUCUGUCUGUUGAUGGAGCGUUCUUGGAGAAAAAUGGUACGGUGGUGGUGGGAAUGAUUCUUCGAAGACACGACGGAUCUGUCAUCUUCUCAGCGUAUCGCUAUUUAUUCAACUGCAGUGACACACUGAAGACUGAGAUUCAUGCGUUGAUGAUUUGUAUGGCGCUUGCUCAUCAGCACACGGAGCUACCGGAUCAUGGUUCAAUCUGGUUCAUCGUUUGCUAUUUCCUGUCUUUCCAGUUCUAGUUUAGAUCGUUCAGUUUAUGGUCAUUUAGUAGCCGAGAUUAAGUCUCUCAUGAUCGAUAGAGUGUUUAUUCCCUAGAAAAUACAGAUCUCAAAAUAGCGUGACAGAUUGUCUGACAAGGUACAGUCGCUCUGAGCGAGCUAUAACUGUGUGGCUCGAUAGAGGACCCCAUGUAUUGAGGAACUCUUGCCAUUGGAUUGUAACUUUAUCUUAUUGAAAUAAACUACUAUUGAUCUCA